Molecule: messenger RNA, 1536 nt
Organism: Trypanosoma cruzi
Lineage: Eukaryota; Euglenozoa; Kinetoplastea; Trypanosomatida; Trypanosomatidae
Exons: 1
Coding region: 1-1536 (511 amino acids)
Biological process (GO): inositol phosphate biosynthetic process
Cellular component (GO): nucleus
Molecular function (GO): inositol-1,3,4,5,6-pentakisphosphate 2-kinase activity; ATP binding
Source: RefSeq, a predicted model, not a curated record
AUGUUGGGUAUGGUUUUCUGUUUGUUUUUGUCUGUCCGCGUGUGGCGGUGGUUAGCUAGAGGAUGUACCGUCACACGGAUGCUUCGCACCUGUUAUUUAUUUAUUUUUUCUUAUGUUUGUUUUUAUCUUCUCAUUUUUCUAUUGUUUUUUUUUUUUUUUUUUCUUCUGAAGAAAAUGCGAUUACUCGGGAUGGGGUGCAGUAGUGCAGUGUUUUCACUUCUUGACAACGAGGAAAGUGGGGGAGAAGGAAAAACAAAGGAAGGGGAGACAAUUGCAUUGAUUAUUGAGCAGAUAUUUGAGAGUGGCAGAAAUCUGCUGCAUGGGCUGAUCGGCUGCGUUGCUCUACGGCUAAGCAGAGCAAUGACCUUUGCGUGUUCGACCUGCGACCAAGCCCUAGCGGACUUCAUCGGCUUCAGGCAUGAAAUUUUACUGACGGAUGAGCUUAGGAAGUGUUGUGCCGCCACCGUUUCUUUGUCUUUACAGGAGCAUUGCAAGGGUGCGGGACACGCCCAUAUAAUCCCAAACUUUGCAAUCAACCCAGCUGUUCUCAUAGGAAAUGGGCGAGGGUCACGAUGGCUUGUCGUGGAAAUUAAACCAAAGGGAGUGUGGCGACCCCCGCGUGUGGUUGGAAUACUUGUGGAUGGCGUCGAAUAUUACAUUCAUCCCGUGAAACUUUACCAAUGUCGUUUUUCUCUCAUGCAGUUACUUAAAUAUGAACGGCGUGGAACGGGAGUUGCAUCGCCAAGUGACUCAAGUACUGCAUACUGUCCCAACAUGCUGCUAAUUGGGGAUCAACCUUCAAUAAAAAAGGGGAUACGACACUUGAUUCGUUACCCGGCAAAUAAUUUUCGUUUAUUUUCCACAGAAAAUUCUUCGGGUGAGAUCAGUGAUGCGGAUCUUGACGAUUUGUCUACAGCCUUACAUGAAUCAGGAAUUCUAAAGGUGCUGGAAAAUCUGCAACUGUGCGGUUGUGGCAGUCAUUCUGACUGGGAAGUGCUAGAUAUCGAACUCUUGUAUCGAUGGAGUUCCGCGAGGGAAACAUCCGAUGUGCAAUGGAUUGUGCGUGAAUCGGAUGCUUCUUCUUCUUCUUCUUUGAAGGUAGAAUGUGCCUGCCAGAGUGGAAUAAUUGAACGUUGGACGGACGAAGGGCGAAUUAAAGAAAUCGGCACGCGUUUUAUAGCCCCACCAAUGGGGCUAAAGGAGUGCAUCAAUCGUUUUUACGCUUCGACAACGGCAAAAGAUGUGUCUGUGUUGGUAUCGCUAUUGAAUGGGAAUACUAUGGAUGCAGCUACGGCUUCGUCUGCUGUGGGUGGGCCGACGGGGAGUCGGCCGCGUUUAGAACUGACUCAAUGGAAGAGCUUGUAUGGGGGCGUUUUUGUGGAUUUUGGAUUUCCAAAUGCAAGUAUUUGUCGUGUUGGUGCGGUGGAUGUUGAUGCCAAGGUGCAUAAAUCGUUGUCACAUUAUUUUAUCCUCGACAAGAACGUUCUUGCUGCGUGGGAGCGGUGGAAAAGCACACGGAUUCUUUCUUUGCGAUGA